Molecule: messenger RNA, 1884 nt
Organism: Mytilus trossulus (common blue mussel)
Lineage: Eukaryota; Metazoa; Mollusca; Bivalvia; Mytilida; Mytilidae
Product: RAD52 motif-containing protein 1-like
Exons: 6
Coding region: 98-967 (289 amino acids)
Cellular component (GO): nucleolus
Molecular function (GO): RNA binding
Source: RefSeq, a predicted model, not a curated record
AUUACUGUUCCUAUUCCGUAAUCGACUUUUAUUUUACUAUCGCCGUAAAAGUGGGAGAUUUAAAAAUAGACAGAACUUUGUUUACUUAUUUAAUACUAUGUCAUGUACUCCAUGUAGUGUUGAGAUAAUUGAUUUCAAGAGACCAGAAGGCAACAGAAAGAAUCUAUAUGUUAACAGCAUACCUGGCAGUUCAGCAGAAGAUGUUCAGGAAUAUCUGUACUCAGUGUUUUCUUUAUAUGGAUUGAUACAUGGAAUACAAAUAUAUCCUUAUUCUACAUCCAACCAGUCUGAACAAGUAGCUGGAUACUAUGCCUUUGUGACGUAUUAUUCUGUAAUAGCAGCACAUUCUGCCAAGGAAAGUUUAUCUAACAAGAUAACGAUUGCAGGCACAGAAUGCAAGAUAGCUUAUGCCAAAAGGAAGAAAGAUACACAAACUAUAUCUACACUGCAGUUUGCUAAGUGUCAAGAGUUGGCAAAUUACUACUUAGGCUUCAAUGGCUGGUCCACGACUAUUAAACUGUUAACUGAAGACAACGAGGAAGACAGUAGCGGUAGUGAUCUUCGUAAAGUUCGAUAUGUUUGUGUGACAAGAAUUGACAUCACUGGUCACCAACUUAAUUCUGAAGGCAUGGGAGCAUGGGAAGAAACAUAUAUAGUACAAGACCCUACAAGCAAAGCCAAGGCUAUUUGUAAAAGUAAGAAGCUAGCAUAUCAGAGAUCCCUAGAAAAUGCUUUUUCGAAAGUAAUUCUGAUUGUAUUGCCUAACGGUAAAGUUACAGUGGAAGUUGAUACCACUCAAGCAGAUCCUGUUAUUCUAACAGAAAAACAGUUGGAUGACACCAAUCUUUUAAAGGUAAAUGAACUAGACCAACUCCCAGAUGAAGAAAGUGAUGAUUUAAAGGAAGAAGUUGAUGAAGACGCUGAUGCAAUAAACCUUCAUAUAUUACAUGAAUUAGAGGAAAUGUAGCGAAUGGUUAAAAUCACAUUUGAGACAUAAAUGAUACCAGAGAAUUGAAGUUCAACGUCGGUUCAGAGAAUGGAAGUUCAGUUUUCAUGACAUAGAAGUUCCGUGUUCCAGAGAAUCUAAAUAGAGUUUACAAUGGCGAAAUGAGUUGAUAGAAGACAGUUUUAUGGCCAUUAAAAUAUGUUGUGACUUAUUGGUUUAUUUUUAGGAUUAUAUAUGUUUCAUAGAAAAUUAACUUAAGCUCUAUUCAUGGGCGAGUCAAUUUAUAAUGUUUAAAACAAUAAAGUGUGUAUUUGUGUUAAUGUUAUGCAAAUUGUUUAAAUAGCCAUAUUUUUUUCACCAUAGUUAACAUGAUCCGCACUUUGAACAAACAAUCGAUAUUCAAAUGGGUACUAAUUCUGCAUCUCUAUUUACAUACAUGUGUUGUACUGAAAUGUAGAAGAAGUCAUAAAGAUACUUUUUAUGAUAAAAAUUAAAAAUAUUCCCAUGUGCCUUUUCUGCAUUUAUAGAUACAUUGAUAAAUUGAUUAAUCUCUGAACACUCAAUAACUAGUAUUUCCAAGAGUUCUUGAUUUUGCCUUAUCCCUUAUACUUUUUGCUUGUACAUGUUAAUAUUAUACGGAAUUCAUUACCAGGGAUGUUCCCUUGACACGAAAUUGCUACAAAAACAUCUCCAAACUUCUAAAGUUUUUCUACCAACAACUAAAUUUGAUGGAAACGAUACAAUGUGUCUGUUUCUUAACAAACUAUAGACCCGUUUUUUACAGAACAAUGUCAACUCUGUUUAUCCUUUUUGGAUUGUGUAAACCUUUCCGUAACUUGAAGUUGCAUGGUGUUUUCUUGUUUUCAUUAAGACCUGAAUGAAGAAUGUUUACUGAUUGUGUCAAUUAUUUAUGAUGUUAAAUAAAAAGUCAUUUGUAA